AUGAGUGACUUUACUCAGAAGCUGCGACCCGGCAAGCCCGACGGUCCAUCAACUUUGCUUCAACAGCGGACCCAGUCCAAUAUUUCUGUCGAUGAGUUAGCGCAUCAUCUCCUUUCCUAUGAUGGAUUCCUAGAUCGUCAAUUACGAAUCCUCCCUCUCUUAGAGCAAGAGCCUCUUUUUAACAAAAUGAACCAAGCGAACCUUUCUCGAAUCGAAGUUUUCAAGUUGGCUCUCGCUCGAGCCAAACGGCUUCGCCGGCUUGUUGACGAAAAUGGCUGGGAUAUUUAUGAUUACAAGAUGGCGGAGACAUUGAUCGAUGAUGUCUCACCUUACUAUCUUCACAUGCACAUGUUCGUGACGACAAUCAAAGAGCAAGCUUCUGAUUCUCAAAAAUCACAUUACCUUCCUCUCAUUGAAAGUUUUCGGAUUAUUGGGGCCUACGCUCAAACUGAACUUGGACAUGGAAGCAACGUUCAAGGAUUGGAGCUCGAAGCCCGCUGGGAUCCGAGCACAAAGGAGUUCAUCCUUCAUAGUCCGACUUUAACAGCCAGCAAAUGGUGGAAUGGGUCGCUGGGUCGCAUCGCUAAUCACGCUAUCGUGGUUGCACAACUGCUUCUUCCCAGCUCAAGUGGACAAGAUUCCUCUCCGGAAUAUGCAUCUUAUGGGCCUCAUCCAUUCAUCGUCCAAGUUCGUGAUAUGAGCACUCACCAACCUUUUGACGGGAUCGUAAUCGGAGAUAUCGGUCCUAAGUUGGGCUAUGCUACCAUCGAUAACGCUUAUAUGCUGUUUGACAAUUUCCGAGUGCCACAUUCAGCACUGUUGUCAAAAUACUGCCAGGUUGACUAUGAGUCAGGUGCAUACUCAAAGCCAGCAACUCAGGGCAUACUUUACGGCACAAUGACCUUUGUGCGAUCCUUGAUUGUUCACCAGGCUAGAUUGGCCUUGGCCCGAGCAGUGACAAUUGCCGUGCGCUAUACCUCAAUUCGUCGACAAUUUACGCACAGAGAUGAUAGAGAUGGCCCGGAGGUCUCGGUUUUGAGUUACCCUACAGUUCAGAUUCGCGUGUUGCCGCUGCUCGCUACGACCUAUGCCCUUCACUACACUGGAUUAGCAAUGCAGGAAACAUACAAGGAUACCCGACAGCACGUUGAACGUGGAGAAUUGCACACCUUAGCACAUAUGCACAGCAUGUCUUCCGGAUUGAAAAGUCUAUGUACCAACAUCGUGGCUGACGGAAUCGAAACAUGUCGACGGGCUUUGGGCGGCCAUGGCUAUGGAGGCGCGAGUGGGUUUACGCGGUUGGGUCCUGAUUACUUGUCUCGCGUUACAGUGGAAGGGGACAAUUGGAUGAUUACACAACAAGUUGCGUCUUAUCUUAUUAAGCGCAUGACGGGGGUCGUGAUGAAUAUGGACGACGAUAAUCACGACGAACUGGGCCAAUCGUUCAAACUUUUCCUGGAUAUGAAACAAAGCAAGCAGUCGCCGAUUCCAUGCGAUAUAUAUGCAAGCGACCGUGCCAUUGUUGAUGCUUUCCAACAACGAGCGACAAUCUUGACCUAUGACAUAUACGAGGCCAGAGUGCUUGAAAAAAGGCCAUGGACAGAGAUUAUGAUUCAGUUGCAUAAAACUAGCUCAGCCCAAUCUCAAGCAAUAAUUGUGAAUUCCUUUUUCAACGCACUUAAUACUGAGAAUACAUUGCCAGGCCCUACAAAAUCGACACUUUGGGACCUGUACCGCCUGUUUGCGUUCUAUACGAUGGAGUCCGUGGGUUACGACUUUCUACGAUCUGGGGCCAUUUCCCAUUGCCACGUGGAAAAGUUAGCCAGUCGGGUGCAAGAACUCAUGGGGAAGAUAAGGCCCCACGCAGUUAACUUGGUUGACUCAUGGAAAAUUCCAGAUUUCCUGCUCGAUAGUGCCUUGGGUCGAUACGAUGGGAAUGUGUACGAAGAUCUCUUUAACCGAGCACACAAGUUCAAUCCUCUCAACCAAGUUACAUUUAACCCAAACUACUGGGAAGAUGAGAUCGUCAAAGGGAUCAGCGAUAAAUGGUCAUCACAGCUCGCGAAACUGUAA
Penicillium cosmopolitanum is the source of this 2073-nucleotide messenger RNA. Its product is annotated as acyl-CoA dehydrogenase/oxidase C-terminal. Gene Ontology annotation, cellular component: peroxisome. Bases 1 to 2073 code for a protein of 690 amino acids. The transcript is spliced from 6 exons. Gene Ontology annotation, molecular function: fatty acid binding; FAD binding; acyl-CoA oxidase activity. Gene Ontology annotation, biological process: fatty acid beta-oxidation using acyl-CoA oxidase; lipid homeostasis. NCBI's taxonomy places the organism in Eukaryota, Fungi, Ascomycota, Eurotiomycetes, Eurotiales, Aspergillaceae. The record is from RefSeq and is a predicted model, not a curated record.